Molecule: messenger RNA, 1689 nt
Organism: Geodia barretti
Lineage: Eukaryota; Metazoa; Porifera; Demospongiae; Tetractinellida; Geodiidae
Source: the annotation of a GenBank genome assembly
UUUCAUAAAUGAUUGUAAAAGGUAUGUUUGGCGAUUCAUGAAAUCUCAUUACUUCGAAUCCAUAACACACCCCUGCAAUUCCACAGUAUUAUAAUUCUACAAACCAUGAGGGCAAUACAUGGUGAAUAUCCCCGGAGUGAGCGUUGGAUGUCCUGUACUUCUCUUUGUGCAAAUUACCCCCUUACGAUCACUAUCUGCGUCAUAGCAUCUCCGAACACGAACACGCAGUAGUUUUGGAAAAAAGCAGAGACUCUUGAGUUCAUUUUCUUCAGGUAGGUUGACUAAAUGAGAAGCUGAAUGGCCAGAUCCUUCAAAUGGAAGGUUAGCUUUUUUAAUUAUUUCUUUUAAUAUAGGGGACAUCUGGUGGUAGAAAGAGCUCAAAAACAACAGGUGUUGUCUCUUGGCCUGGCAAGAAAGUGCUAAGGUGUAUAGGGAGAAACCAGAUCCAUUAUCGGAGAAAAGAACAUAAGGAACCGCACUAAUAUUACUUCUUCAUACAUUCAACAUUAACGUUGACACUUGGACAAUUUAACAACACACACAUGGUUACUUUCAUUUCUAAUCAAUCUAGGUGUAUAGGGAGAAAUCAGAUCCAUUAUCGGUGAAAAUAACAUAAGGAACCGCACUAAUUACUUCUUCGUACGUACAUUGAACAUUAAUGCUGACACUUGGACAAUUUAAUGGAAUAUUACAGUAGACACUCGGUUUAUUUCAUUAUCAGCAACAAUAUUAUUUCACUUCAUAUCAUUCAGUAAAGCUAGUGCACAGAGGUCAGGGACUGAAGUGGAAGAGGUAUGAAGUGUGGAAGGUCAGGGGUCAGAGGUCAAGGAGAUUUUUCUCAGUCUAGACAUGAAGAGAGGGAAUUGAUGGAUCAGAUAGGAUGGGAAGGAAGAAAGGAAGAUAAUGUUGGGAGAAGCAGUUUUGGAGAAGGCAUGGAAAGGGGGGAGAUGAGUGGAAGUGGAGGGAUGGCUGAGGAUACCCAGAAGGAAACCUACUUGGGUUUUUAUGUUAGGAAGGAGCGUAAAUGCGAAACUGAAACUAAGUUGUUACUACGAAAAGCAAGCAGAAAGAGGAGUGAUACUCGCUAUGAUUUCAGUUCUCCUGCCCUAAAGAAGAAAAAUGUAUAGAUUCCAUGAACAACAAAACUCGACAACCUCAACACUUUCUUCAACACCACAUCUCUUUUGCUUUGUAUACUGGUCUUGAAUGCAAGGCUAUGUGUUAUGUUGGUCAACUCUACACACAGGGCAAGGGUCAAAACAAAGCAGCAGCUCCACCUUUGGACAGCAUUUGAGUGUUGACAGUGGGUGUGAUGGUGAAGAACGUAGAUGUGGUUCUAUAGAUGAUGAUUCUGAAACUCUUCAAAUUCUGAAUGAGGAGACUGAAGGGGAAAAAAUAGUGGCAUCAGUGUCAAUUCUUGAUGCCUAUAUGUUCCAGUUGAAAACAAAGAAAGCAUUUGCCUUGUGCAAUGGAUCACUUCAUGCUUUCGUUCUACAGGAUUUCUCUGAAGAGACUUUGUGUUUGAAACCACUUCAUUAUCACUUUAUCUCUCGCUCGGCAAAGCAGUUUAGGGAUGAGGUUGAGUGGGUGUAUAAUUGCACAUGUGAUUCGCAUGCAUCUCGGUUAAGCACCACUUUAAAUAGCACCCUGGAACUCAACUACUCGGAAUUCUUGAAGAAAUUUCCGUAG